AUGACAACCAGUAUUGGAAGCGUCACGAGCUCGAGCUCGAGCCCGAGUCAGAUUUCGGACAUUGAUGCAAGACAUGUGUAUGCCGCGGAGGACGCAUCGUACUGGGCUGGCCGAUAUAUGUCUCUCUGUGACCGACUUCGCAUGAAGGAGCUGAACAGACCACCUCAAUCGCCCGCAGGAUCGACCGAAAAGAAGGCUGACCGUCUUUUCGAAAAUAGCGAGAAGGUGCGUAUGAACAGUGCGCUCAAUGAGCUUAGAGAGCAUUGCAAGACGAAAGAAGCCUUGAAGAGCUUUGAAGACUUUGAGAAUAUCCUCCUCAAAAAGCUAGGAGUUUCGCGUCAAAGCCUCCAUCGAGCCGGAAGUCUCGCGUUUGGGGGUAAAGAAGUGGAAAGGCGGCUGGGCAUGUCGGGGUCAAAUGGUUUCAAACCAUUCUCGUUGAGCAUGUCAACCUCUCCUGGACAUGGCUCGACACCAAGCAGUAGAGUAUCGAGCGUCAAUGCUGAGGCCGGGUUGACCGAAACUUCGAGAGCGUUCUACGGUGAAGGCACUAUGGCGAAAAGCAAGACCACAGGCAAUUUGGCAUCUCUCAUUCCUCUCGUACCAAAGAGACAGCAUGUUAUUGAGGGCAAAUCUUUGCCGAAGUCGAAUACUGUCCAGCUCACUUCACAUCGUCGUCGAACAUCCUACUUCGAGUGUUCUCCCGAGACGCGAGCAAAGGCUAUGAAGGAGCGAGAGGAACGUGCAUCUCGCAGAGCAGCCGAAGCGCACCGACUUUCAAACCCACAAAUGCCAUCUGUAAGUGUUUUCAGGAGUCGAGGGCGGAGUAAGGAUCCAGUACCAUCCCCAAUGGCUGUGCAAAUCUCAGGAUCUGUUCAGCCUCAAUCCUUCUCUUCCUGUUGCAAAGUUGAUGCCUCGGGAGAAGUGACAGAUUCUUUGAGUGUGGCAAUGCUCGAGAGUGGACAUGUUUGCCCGCCCCCAAAGGCUGCAAACAACACCUUGCCAUCACGAGUGGAGCUGGUCAAGGUGCCUGGAGGUGGGGAAGAGAAGAUCGUCAAAUCACGGCGUAAGACGGAGAGACAGAUCAGUGGAGAGAGGGUCAAAACCCUGUUUGGAGCCGGAAUGCGAGAGGUCAAGAAGAUGGGACGUCGAGUCAGUGGGAUGAGUUGGCCUGGAAGUAGCGACGACUUGUUGCCGCCGGAAAGUGGAAGCAAGUGA
Fonsecaea nubica is the source of this 1215-nucleotide messenger RNA. RefSeq lists its product as hypothetical. The transcript has 2 exons. The record is from RefSeq and is a predicted model, not a curated record. Lineage: Eukaryota; Fungi; Ascomycota; Eurotiomycetes; Chaetothyriales; Herpotrichiellaceae. The coding region runs from base 1 to 1215 and encodes 404 amino acids.